UUCUUUGCGGUUGGUUUCCCUUCUCUCAAUUACCGACCCAGUCGUAGAUAUACAUCACCCCAGCCGUUUCAACGAUUUCAUGAAUCAAAAUACCGACUAGCCGCCGGAUAGAAAGUCGAAUCGACGCGUGGCGUGUUUUUCAGUGAAUAAGAUACUGCAUUUAGGAUAGUGGAAUCGUCGUCGUAGUUCCGUACUAAGUGCACGUAAUAAUACUUAUUUUCUGAACAGCUUAUUUCUUGUGUAUCCGGGUUUUAACGCAACGGACAGUUGACCGCGAAUCGUUUGUGAGACAGCGUGAAUGAAUUUGGGGAAGCACAUUCCUGUGUAAAGAAGAAUCGCGGUGAGACGAGCAAGAACCGCAAGGAGCAGCACAACGUAUUGUGGAAAGUGAUAAAAGGAAGCGCGGAAAACGCAACAAGGCCGAAACGUGCCGGGAAAUUCGUUUAGCUAAUUGUGUGUAUCUGUGCGUUUCUUUUUUUAUGUGGGUGCGACAGCGCCGCCACCACCAACAGUGAUUGUGCGGUGAAAAGUGGGAAGUCACAUAAUUUAUACCGUGUGUCGUGAUCCCAGCGAUUUUCUCGGAUCAGUACCCAUAUCCACGACACGACAGAAGGUGUGAACGAUGACUAACGAAGCGGAAAAUCAGCUGACGGAGAAGGACGUUGGUGGUGUGGGCGGUGGUGGGGGAGGAGGUGAGAAGGUCGUCCUGAAGCGCAAGAUUACGCUGAUCAAUGGAAUAACGAUUAUCGUCGGUACGAUCAUCGGAUCGGGCAUUUUUGUCUCACCUGCCGGAGUGUUCCUGUAUACCAAAUCGGUCGGCUCAUCGCUCGUCAUCUGGUGUCUUAGCGGUAUCCUGUCGACGCUGGGAGCCCUGUGCUACGCCGAGCUCGGCACCUGUAUCACCCGUUCCGGAGGCGACUAUGCCUAUCUACUUGUUGCGUUCGGGCCACUUGUUGGCUUCCUCCGGCUGUGGAUGGCCCUGCUCAUCAUACGGCCCACCACUCAGGCCAUCGUGGCGCUAACCUUCGCCCAGUACGCCGUAAAGCCGUUCUUCCCGGAGUGUGACGCGCCGGAUAACUCGGUCCGGUUGCUGGCAGCCGUGUGCCUAUGCUUCCUAACGGCCAUCAAUUGCAUCUCAACGAAAUGGGCCAUGAAGAUCCAGAAUGUGUUCACGAUGGCCAAACUGACGGCCCUGGUGUCCAUCAUUGUGGCCGGCGUGUGGUACAUGGCGACGGAGAAAAGCGACAACUUUGAGAACGCGUGGGAGGGCGACUAUGCCCUUUCCAGCUUGGCCUAUGCUUCGUAUUCGGGGCUGUUCGCGUUCGGCGGGUGGAACUAUUUGAACUUCGUGACCGAGGAGCUGGAGAAUCCGUACAAGAAUCUACCCCGCGCAAUCUGGAUCGCCAUGCCCCUGGUAACCGGCAUCUAUGUGCUGGUCAACCUGGCCUACUUCGCUGUCGUUCCACGGCAUGAUAUGCUUGCUUCGAUUGCCGUGGCUGUGAACUUUGGAAACCGCGUGUUUGGCCCACUGGCUUGGUUGAUUCCGGUAUUCGUCGCUAUGAGCUGCUUUGGUGGAGUCAACGGUAUCCUGUUCACCUCGGCUCGAUUGUUCUCGACAGGAGCGCAGGAAGGCCACCUACCGGCAUGGUUCUCGCUGGUACAUGUGAACCGACAGACCCCGAUACCGGCCUUGAUCUUUACGUGCGUAACUUCGAUCCUCAUGCUAAUGACGCCCAACGUGGUAGCCCUGAUCAACUACUUCAGUCAGAUUUUAUGGCUUUCGGUGGCAGCCUGUAUAGCUGGUCUACUGUGGCUACGUGUGACCAAACCCAACAUGCCUCGGCCGAUCCGGGUGAACCUAGCGCUUCCGAUCAUCUUCCUAACGUGCUGCCUGGUGCUGGUCCUGCUGCCCUCAUUCACCGAACCGAUGAAUCUAAUAAUCGGCAUGGCCAUCACACUGUCCGGAGUGCCCGUGUACUACGUGUGCGUCGUAUGGAACAAGAACAAAAACCGCUCGCGGAACGUGAUCAUGCUUUGGAUCGAACGUGGAUGUCAGAUCCUGUUCAACGCUGCGUUCGUCGACUGUCACCACGAUCGGAAGAACGACCGGGAAAUGUCCGACAUGCAGACCAGUAUUGUUGACGAGAGAAAUGUCUCCGAGUGAGGCGUCGGGCAUUCAAACCCAAACGGUUAUCAAAAAGAUUUCACUGUCUCAGAAUGACAUUUUACAAAGAAGCGCAAAGCUGCGCGAUUGCAUUUAUGGGGCGUCGUUGGACACAAGGUGACCAACAACCGACACUAUUGAUUAGUGCUUAGUGAUUUUUUUUAGGUUUCAUCAUUUUAAGGUAUUUAGCUUAGGCGUUUUGUCUAAACAAGAGGAUUUAUUUUGCUACUCGGCGUGCAGCUGCUGCAAAAAGGAAAACAAAAUAGUUGUGGAAAUCUUUAUCGAUAGAUCAAUAUUGAUGUCCCAAGAUCUGAAGAAGAACAUGAACAAAAAUAUACACAAGCUAACAGUCGCAAAAGGCUGACAAAACUUUAUAGUUGUACAAUACAUUUAUAAAUAUAUAUGUGUACUUAAUAAAAGUAUUAAACAGUA
This is a messenger RNA of Aedes albopictus (Asian tiger mosquito), 2596 nucleotides long. RefSeq names its product Y+L amino acid transporter 2 (gene JhI-21). Gene Ontology annotation, molecular function: L-amino acid transmembrane transporter activity. Gene Ontology annotation, cellular component: membrane. Bases 623 to 2164 code for a protein of 513 amino acids. The transcript is spliced from 7 exons. The record is from RefSeq and is a predicted model, not a curated record. NCBI's taxonomy places the organism in Eukaryota, Metazoa, Arthropoda, Insecta, Diptera, Culicidae. Gene Ontology annotation, biological process: amino acid transmembrane transport.